AUGGAGACGACAUUAAAGGUUCAUGAGAAAGCUAUGAUAUUUACAAUUGAGAAGGAGGUGUUUGGUUUUGAGCGUCAAACCUUCGUCUUGAUUGAAGAUAUUACACAGUUUGCAGCCAUGGAUGAAAUUGGGGCUACUGUGGUUGCUGUAUACAUGAGGUGCCUAUUUGAUGUAUUGAAAACAACAAAUAUGGUGAACAUGGUUGGCUUUGUUGACCCUGCUCAAGUUAGUGCUAACUCUGGAUCAUUAACUCAAAGAUCACGUUUGUUAGCCAAUCGACUUCAAAAGACAGAUGGGGAACAUAUUUUCUUUAUGCCUUACGAUCCAGGCCGUCAUUGGGUCUUGCUCAUUGUGAGACCAAAGAGGGAGAUUGUGUAUUUUAUGGAUCCACUGCCCGAAAAUCGAGUGGUUGAUGACGAGUGCAAAAACAUAGUGAACAUACAAGGCCGUAAAGCACCUAUUUGGAAAACUCUACAAGGCACACUAAAGCAACCCAGCAGUGUAGAGUGUGGCUAUUAUGUCAUGCGUUUUAUGAGAGACUUCAUCACAGAUCCUUCUUUGGAGUUUGAGAAGAAGUUUGAAAAGGGCAAAGAUCAAGCACCAUACCCCCAAGAAGCCAUUGAAGAAGUGAGGAAAGAAUGGGCAGAUUUUGUUUGCCUUCAUAUGGAGUAG
Molecule: messenger RNA, 672 nt
Organism: Prunus armeniaca (apricot)
Lineage: Eukaryota; Viridiplantae; Streptophyta; Magnoliopsida; Rosales; Rosaceae
Source: the annotation of a GenBank genome assembly